UGCGCUUUCGCUCGGAAAAAUUGCAACAAGAAUAGGCCUGCAGUGUAAUUUUUGCUUUUUUAAAGCGUUAGUGCUAUUGCCCCCAAAAUCUUAAUCACAGUCCGCCAAGAGGAUUCCAUUAUUGAGAGUUUUCGACCCAAAACAUUGCCUUCUAUCAAUUUUUCCCCAAGAGCCCUUCUUCUGGUUCAUCACUUCAUCUACUCAUCCAACUCAGCCGAUGCAUUAUCACGUUUUCCUGAGCUUUAGAGGGCCAGAUUCUCGCAAAACUUUUACCGAUCAUUUAUAUGCUGCGUUGGUGCGGAAAGGUAUUGUAACUUUCAGAGACGAUGAAGAAAUUGAGAAAGGAGAAGCUAUUUCAAAGAAACUCCGCGAAGCUAUUCGGCAAUCUCGGUAUUUCAUUAUUGUCCUCUCUCAGGAAUUUGCUUCUUCCCCAUGGUGUUUGAAUGAAUUGCAGGAGAUCGUGGAAACCAAACAAGAGCAAAAAGUUUUCCCAGUUUUUUAUGAUGUACAACCUGGUGAUAUUGGACGUCAACGAGGAAAUGUUGCCCAAGCUUUCGCUAAGCUUAAAGGAAAAAAUUCAAGUGGAAAAAAAAGACGAUGGCAUCAAGCUUUAUCUAAGGUUGCUGAAUUCUCUGGUUAGAUCACUAAAGAUAUGGAACGGACCACAUUCAAAGUAUAGUUAUAGAGACGCAAGAAGGUUUUAGAGCCGAUUGGGACCCUAACUGCUUUUCAAAAAUGAUAAAUCUUAGAUUGCUGGACUUGAGUAAGGUACGUUUUUUGAGAAAGCUCGAGUCUCUUCCAACUGCAUUGAAAUUUCUGAGAUGGGAUGAUUAUGCUGAGGAUUGCCUACCGUCAAUUGAAAGAUUAUGUAACCUUGAAAGCCUUCAAUUGUGCAAUAGCAAAAUCAAUAUACUAUAGGGAAAAAAAUCGGUUUUAAAUAUGCUGAGGAUCAUUGAUAUGAGUGGUUCUGAAUGUCUAACUGGAACCCCAGAUUUCAGUGGAACACCAAACCUUGAAGAGUUGUUACUUAAUGGUUGCAGAACAUUGACUCAGGUUGAUGAAUCUUUGGGACAGCUGAAAAAGCUGGUUAAGUUGAGUUUGAAAGAGUGUAAAAGUCUUGUAAAGCUCCCCGCUAAAUUGGAAACGAAUAGUCUACAAGAGUUCAUUCUAAUGGGAUGCAUGGGGCUUGAGAAGCUGCCCGAGUUUGGUGAAGAGAUGGGAAGUCUGUGCUUCUUUAAUGUGAGCGACACUGGCAUCACAAAAAUUCCUUCAACCAUCAAAAAUUUAAAAAAUCUCAAGAUUUUAGACUUGUGGAACUGCGACCAACUUAAGUCCCUCCCUGUUGAUCUUCCUCCUGAUUUAAUUGUAUGUGCAAGCAACUCUCAAAUGCUGAAAGACGCAAUAGCUCAGCUUAAUCUCCAUGUGUCGCCGUUCCAAAGGUAGUCAUAUAUCCUUAUCUCUUUCUUUGUUUCUCAAACUAUUUUUCAUUGUGAACAGUGUUGUUAAAGGCACUUGCCUUUGCACCUUAGACGCCAGGCGAGGCGCAGAACAGACUCAUCGCCUCUCGUGUGAAUAGAGGCGAUGGGUCCACUAAGGUGCUCGCCAGGUGCCUUUCUCAAGCUAAAAAGCGUCCUGGGGAUCUACAGGGUCCCAUUCACAUUUUUGGCGACUUGAGAGCAGGGGCCAGAAACUUUCAAUGGUUCGAAUGUUUGGAAUACUAUUGGGGCAAGGAUCCGUUAGGUGAAUUUCUAAGCAUAACAGCGGACAUAACUCAAAACGAGGCUGCAGAUUCUAAUGAAGAAUGCAUGGGAGUGGCUAUAUGCCUUUUUCUUAAAUCCUUAUCUCAAUUGCAGAUUCUAAAGAUCCAAAGUUACAUAGUUUGGAAGUUCCAAGACCAUUGCCAUGCCAAUAAAACUAAAAUGCAUGGAAUGCUGAAGACGGAUGAUGAUUGGGGAGUCUAUGUAGGAUUUUACCCUUUUAAACAUUGUCAACCACAUCUCAAUUUCACUCUUUCUGUUCUAACAACCAACACUGCUAGGAAUCUCCAUGAUGUGGCGAUAAUGGGAUGUCGGUGGCGCCUGGCAAGUAAACAUGAUUUUGAUAAAUGGUCGGAAGAUAGAGCACCAUCACCCUCUGGACAUGCCUCCCAUAAUGACUGGGAGAGGGGAGAGAGUAGUAAUAGCGUUACUAAAAGGAAAGGAGAAGGAAGAUAUCAAGAAAUCCAGGAGAUAAGAGAACGUAACAAUGGCAUUGCUAAUGAGAAAGGAAAAAGAAAAUAUCCAGAAAUUGAGUCAACAAGAAGGAAUUAUUCACUAAGAUCUCAAAAAGCACUCAGAAGAAGAUAGCAAGAUUGCAAUGUAAACAUGAGAAGCUGCUUUGAGUCCAUCGAGGGUUACAAGUUACAAUCGGAAGCCAUGAAGAUGUUGAGUAGAUAAGGGAAAAUUACUUUGAGGUCUCUCAUCACGUUUAAAUACUACAAGAUCAAUUCACAAUGAAUCUUGUGGUAUUUAAUAAAAACUCCCUUUUUAAUCCCUCGCUGAUGUUAGAGAAGGAUCUUGUCUCUCCCUAAUUCAUUGCUAAUGUAUCAUUUUAGAGAGCGAAGAAAAUCUCUUGCUAAUUUUCUUUGCUAAAUGUAAUUUUUAGAGACAUCAAAAUUAUUUCUUGCUAAGUGCUUGGCUAAUUUGUCAUUUU
This is a messenger RNA of Prosopis cineraria, 2691 nucleotides long. RefSeq lists its product as uncharacterized. Bases 1806 to 2345 code for a protein of 179 amino acids. The record is from RefSeq and is a predicted model, not a curated record. NCBI's taxonomy places the organism in Eukaryota, Viridiplantae, Streptophyta, Magnoliopsida, Fabales, Fabaceae. The transcript is spliced from 7 exons.